CAACAAGAAGAACACAUCAAAAAAGUGACGGUGGUGGCUCUUAUUAAAGGUCAUGUAGAUGCCCAUGUUCGCUCCUUACACAAUCUCCCUCGUCGUUUUUCUUUCCAUACACCUCCCCUCCCCACUCUCACUCUAAAAUUAUUUCUCUUUCUCUCUCUAGAAUCUAUAAUCUCCGGCGUUAGAGAAAGGAGAGAGAGAAAAUGUCGUUGGGGAAGAGGCCGCGUCCGCCGAUCAAGAGGACCACCAGCAUGACGGAGUUCACCUUGGAUCUAGACAACAUAGGAGGGGUCACUUCUCCUCAGCCGUCUGAUCCUCACAACCCCUUCAAGAGUGGCCCACUCAGACCAACGGACGGUUCAGAUCAACGGUUCUGGAACGCCACCGUUUCACCUCGGAAUCACCGGCGCAGUUCCGCAGAUUUUACCCAGACCCCCAACUUCUUGAGAACUUGCUCCCUCUGUAAACGCCGUUUGGUUCCCGGUCGUGACAUCUACAUGUACAGAGGCGACAGUGCGUUUUGCAGUCAAGAGUGUAGACAACAACAGAUGAAUCAAGAUGAGAGGAAAGAGAAGAAGUGUUCAUUAGCAUCCAAGAAAGAAUCUACGUCCAAGGCUGCCGGAUCGGAAGUGGUCUCCACCAAAGGUGAGACUGUGGCCGCCGUCUAGAUUUUUAGCUUUUCGCCCACUUAUAUAUAUAUAUAUGUAUGUAUGUGUGUGUAUAUGUGGUGGGGGGGGGGUUUGUGUUUUUUUUUUGGUAUGCUGAUGGGACAAAGUUUUGUAAGACUUUUUCUUUUAUGUGGAUCCAACAUGGACAUCCUCAACUCUCUCUCUCUCUCUCUCUCUCUCUCUCUCUGUCUGUAUUUCUAUGGGCAUCAAUGAAGAAAUGUGAAACUUUUACAAUUUUUAUUUUUAUCUAA
This is a messenger RNA of Cornus florida, 916 nucleotides long. Its product is annotated as FCS-Like Zinc finger 6. Bases 201 to 665 code for a protein of 154 amino acids. Lineage: Eukaryota; Viridiplantae; Streptophyta; Magnoliopsida; Cornales; Cornaceae. The record is from RefSeq and is a predicted model, not a curated record. The transcript is spliced from 2 exons.